GUUCGGGACCUCACACAGGUGGCCUGCCUGUUUGUCCAGGCCAAGUGCUGCAGCAGCCUUCACUGCAUCAAGGCUUUAAGAUCCCCUUUUCGGUCAAAGCUGUAGCAGAUCCCAGAGGGCAGCAGUAGCAUCGGCACCAUGGCUCCAUCUACCGGGGUCCUGGACGGAGGCUGGGGAUGGGUGAUUGUUGUGGUCUCCUUCAUGGCCCAGCUCCUGGCCUAUGGAUCACCCCAGUCAGUGGGCGUCCUCUACCCUGAGUGGCUGCAUGCCUUCAAGGAGGGCAAAGGCAUGACGGCCUGGGUGGGCUCCCUUGUGGCUGGAGUGGGACUCAUAGCCAGUCCUGUCUGCAGUGCCUGUGUGGACAACUUUGGGGCUCGUCCAGUGACCAUCUUCAGUGGCGUAAUGGUGGCGGGCGGCCUGAUGCUCAGCGCCUUUGCUCCGAAUGUCCAGUUCCUCAUCUUUUCCUACGGGAUCGUGGUUGGCCUGGGUUGUGGUCUGGUCUUUGCUGCCACGUUGACGAUCACCUGUCAAUAUUUUGACAAGAGACGCGGCCUUGCCCUCGGCGUUGUCACCACAGGCACAAGUGUUGGAGCGUUCAUCUAUGCCUCCGCUCAGAACGAGCUGAUCGUGUUGUACGGCCUGGACGGCUGCCUGCUAAUCAUCGGGGCGGUAGCCUUGAACCUCAUGGCCUGCGCGGGCUUCAUGAGGCCCCUUAACAUGCCAGGGUACUACCUCAAACAAAAGGCCGCCCUGGAACGCAACACAGAGGAGCAGCUUUUCGAGAAGCCCCCGCUGGAUGACCUGAAGAUCACAGCAGGUUCCACCUCAACCACGACAGAGAAAACUCUGACGGUGAAGGAGAUGCUCAUCAACAUUGAUGGCAAAGACUUGGCCGUUCAGACAGAGAAGAAGAAAGAGGGCUUUCUGGCUGGCUUGACCAUCAUGAAAGUCAUCAAGAAGAAGCAGCAGGCUUACUGCAAGUACAUGCACUCCAUGUACGAGAUCCUGCAGAACCAAGACAUGGUGGCCUUCUGUAUUGCCGUGUUCCUGUUCAGCCUGGGGACGUUCCCUCCUGUGCUCUUUAUAGAGGAUGUUGCGCAGAGUGAAGGACUCAUUGAAGAAGUUAGCGUCAUUCCUCUGGUGUCAAUAGGGGCCAUUGCCACUUGUGUGGGUAAACUAGCGCUGGGUAUGCUGGUGGACAUCAAGUGGAUUAACGGCAUCUAUCUGUAUGCCUUCACCAUGUUUGCUGGAGGUGUGACCCUGCUCCUUAUCCCUAGCACUAAAACUUAUCUGGGACUGCAGAUCCUGUCUGUCUUCUUGGGUUUCUUCUCUGGAAACUGGUCCCUCACCUCCUACAUCACCACUAAGAUCGUCGGCUUGGACAGACUGACACAAGCCCACGGCAUCCUCAUGUUCUUCGGGGGAUUUGGGAUCAUGAUUGGACCACCUGUUGUCGGGUGGUUCUUUGACUGGACACAGUCAUAUGACUUGGCGUUCUACUUUAGCGGAGGCUGUGUUGAGCUGGGAGCAAUCAUUCUCUUUCUGCUCAACCUUCCCUGCUGUAACAGGAAGCACUCGGAGAAUGACAGACCAGAUGUCCAUUACUCCAGCAACUGUGACAAAGUUGCCUCUGUAGCCUGAAUAUAAUCACCUUUCAGAAGGACUCAAAUCUUUCCCCUACUGCCCAGCAACUGUCCUCUGAUAAACUACACACGAACACUUUAUGGGAGGAAUUUUCUUUCUUUGACUCUACAGGAGUUUCCUCCUUACUUCCGCUGCCAGGUUCUAAUAUACCAAAAUACUUGCAGAGGUUUUGAAAUACAGGCCUUUCUUCUGUACUGUGCCUGCAUUUCUCAGGUUCAAACCAUAUGAAGCAGAUCUUUUUAAAGGUUUGACUCUGACGCCUGUGUUGAUAUUUUUUAUUAUUGCCUCAUUUUACGAGGUCAACUGAACAAUAUUGUUCAUCUCCGAAAUUCGAUAUUGUGUUUGUAUUAACAUAGGUUUUCAACUUUACUGUAGCUCUAAACAAAAGACAUUGUUCCGUUCGUAAUACCUGGGAGAGAAACGUCGAGUGUUAAUUUAACAUAAUUAAAACAUUAGUAACCACUCUGCAAAUGCACAAAAAUCUCCCAGGAAUCCUACUGGAACAGAGAAUACAGGGAUUGGAAUGAAGGAGGGAGCGCUUUUUGCUAAUUGUUAUUAUAACGACACAUUUUUAUUUGGUAUUUUGUUUUUUUAAUGUAUAUCUUAAUUACACCACCAUGUAUCUUUCCAAAACAUAAAUGAUAGUAAAUGCCUGUCGACACAUAAUGCCUGUUGGAAGAAUACAAACGCCUUGCUUUAUAGAUCAUUUUUCAGUUCCACAUACCUCCUGUUUCUGCAUCAGACAGAGACUUUCUGAAUAAGUUAUGCUGAUUCAAAAACAUCUUAUAACCCUAGAGAGAUCCUACUGUACUCUGAACCUUAACAGCAUGUUGAUUCUCUUUGUGGCAUGAUAAUCAUGACCUCUGCUGGCAAUGAUUUUAACCAGGCUGGUCCUUUUCCAUCAUUGUUGUGUGGUAUAUGUUUAUGUUUACGUUGUUUGUGUGUGUGUGUGUGUGUGUGUGUGUGUGUGUGUAUGUGUCUGCACACGCAUGUUUGCAUACGUGCACAGGAUUGUGUGUGUGCAUUGUUUGAUAAACUUUUGUAUUAGCACUAGUUUGUAAAGUCCUAUGUGCUAGUGACUUUUAUAUGCACAAACCGGCCAUAGAGCAGUAAAAAACAGCUGUAAGUUGAUUAUUGUGAUCAUAAUUGUAAUGAAUACAUUGCAAUAGGCUUUUAGAAUCACUUGAAUGUUGUUAAAUACACCACUACAAAUGUAUUUUUGAUAGUUCCAGUUUCAGGCAUAAGGGUAAAUCUGGGACAAUAGCGUUUGGUUAUUGUGUUAGUAGAGGGGUAUUUGCAAUAUGCAGAUGAGGUACAACUCGUACUGACCUAGAAGACACAGUAUGUUUGUCUGUCACCUCUUAGCCACUCUUUUUUUUAUUUUUUUUUUAUGUAUGCCAGUAUUCCAAUAUGUAUGUAUGUAAUUGUUU
Messenger RNA from Anoplopoma fimbria (sablefish), 3074 nucleotides. Its product is annotated as monocarboxylate transporter 9-like. Gene Ontology annotation, molecular function: monocarboxylic acid transmembrane transporter activity. The transcript has 6 exons. Bases 139 to 1641 code for a protein of 500 amino acids. Lineage: Eukaryota; Metazoa; Chordata; Actinopteri; Perciformes; Anoplopomatidae. The record is from RefSeq and is a predicted model, not a curated record. Gene Ontology annotation, biological process: monocarboxylic acid transport; transmembrane transport.